Molecule: messenger RNA, 1293 nt
Organism: Acytostelium subglobosum LB1
Lineage: Eukaryota; Evosea; Eumycetozoa; Acytosteliales; Acytosteliaceae
Exons: 5
Coding region: 1-1293 (430 amino acids)
Molecular function (GO): protein binding
Source: RefSeq, a predicted model, not a curated record
AUGGCAAGACAGACUCGAAUUUUGUCACUGUUAGUGUUCUCAUUGGCACUGAUAGGUGGAGGAAUGGGUGUCCUGAACUUCUUGACAGAUUCAUGGAUAUUGAUUAUAUUGUCGAAUGCAAAGGCUGCACCAGCACCUGUAGCAGGUCACUCAUCAGUGCUCAACCCUGUUAAUAACACAUUGGUUGUGUUUGGUGGCAACAACGCCAAGAACUACACCAACUCACUAAAGACCUACGAUGUGGUCAACGAUGCUUGGAUCUCAAUCAAUGACACAACACCCAAGCCAUCGAACCAGUUCAUGCCGUCGCCUCGCUCGGGCCACGUCGCCAUCACCACGCCCACCAACAUGAUGUACGUCUUUGGUGGACGCAAUGAUACUACAAUCUUCCAGGACAUCUAUAAAUAUGACAUGGUCGAUGACAUUUGGAUCCAGCUCAACGUAUCUGGCACACCACCAGCACCAAGAUAUGGACACUCUGGUAUCAUGUACCCAAUCACUAAUGAGUUCCUGUUCUUUGGAGGCAUGGGCACGACUGGCGUACUCAGCGACAUUGUCAAGUUUGAGUUUGAGUCCAACACAUGGUCCACGCUGCAGCCUGGCAACAACAACAUCGUAGGACUUGGCGUCUAUGGCCACUCAGCCGUCCUCAACAUGGCCAACCAGAUGGUGGUCUUUGGCGGUAUAGUCGACACCAACAACAAGACCACCGAUCAGCUACAGUUCUUUGACGUCGUCCACGGCAACUGGGUCAACCAUACCCUCAACACCACCUCUGGUCACCCCGCCGCACGUUCAGGACACGCUGCGGUCAUCACUCCACUCAAUCAAAUGCUUGUCUUUGGCGGUAACUUUGGUAACGGUGCCACUCAACAGACUUGGAAGUAUGACUUUACCUACAACACUUGGUUGACUGUCAGCCCUACUGGAUAUGGCCCAGAUCACGGACUUUAUGGACAGACUUGCACAUCGACUCUGUUCAACACAAUGAUGGUCUUUGGUGGCCAAUCGUCUGGAUCAGACUUUUACAACGACAUCUUCAAGUACAACAUCAUCACAUCAGUGCUUCGAUCACAGAGUGAUGGAGUGGUGCUGGUUGUUCUGUUGACGAUCGUGUGCUCCAUGAUCAUUGGUCUUUGUUUCGCUCUUGACCUGAUGGCUGAGAAGAAUGAGAUUGAGCGUUUGGAGCGUCUAGAGCAGGAGGCUGCCACCAACGAAUUGAAGAAGGUCACCAUUGCUAAGGAGAAGAAGAAGUCAAAGGAGGAGAGACAGCCACUCUUUGAAACAUUUUAA